Messenger RNA from Trichosurus vulpecula (common brushtail), 6613 nucleotides. RefSeq names its product epidermal growth factor receptor (gene EGFR). Lineage: Eukaryota; Metazoa; Chordata; Mammalia; Diprotodontia; Phalangeridae. Gene Ontology annotation, cellular component: basal plasma membrane; signaling receptor complex. Gene Ontology annotation, molecular function: epidermal growth factor binding; epidermal growth factor receptor activity; ATP binding. The record is from RefSeq and is a predicted model, not a curated record. Bases 304 to 3945 code for a protein of 1213 amino acids. The transcript is spliced from 28 exons. Gene Ontology annotation, biological process: negative regulation of apoptotic process; cell differentiation; protein phosphorylation.
CCCUCCUGGCGUUGCGGCGGCAGCAGUAGCAGCACAGCGGCUUCCCGGCAUGGUCUGCUAAGCAGCCUGUCGGGCAACCAGAGUCCAAGGCAGAGAGGGCUCAAGGGAAGCUUUCCGACGCCAAAAGCAGAAAAGCAAAAGGCAAACGCCCGGGCCUCCUUGGGAUUGAUUCUCCACCUGACAGAAAUCUACCCUAAGCGACACUCCGCCUCUCCUGGGCGCCCGGGCCGGGAAAAGGUGUUGUGGGCUCGUGAGAUCACUUUGAGACCACGGAACUGGGACCGACGUCGAUCCGGUGCGGCGAUGGGGCUCUAUGGGGCUGCUGGAGCCGCUGUCCUGGUGCUGCUUGCCGGACACUUCUCCCUGAGCUCGGCGCUGGAGGAAAAGAAAGUUUGCCAAGGAACAAGUAACAAGCUUACUCAGUUGGGUACUUUUGAGGACCACUUCCUGAGUCUCCAGAGGAUGUUCAAUAACUGUGAGGUGGUGCUUGGAAAUUUGGAAAUUACCUACGUCCAAAAAAAUUACGACCUUUCCUUCCUCAAGACCAUCCAGGAGGUUGCUGGCUAUGUGCUCAUUGCUCUCAAUGCAGUAGAGAAAAUUCCUUUGGAAAACUUACAGAUCAUCCGAGGAAAUGUGUUGUACGAAAAUUUUUACGCCCUCUCUGUGCUCUCCAACUAUGAUCUGAAUAAAACAGGAGUUAGGGAACUACCCAUGAGGAAUCUACUAGAAAUCCUUGUUGGUGGUGUCCGGUUCAACAACAACCCAACCCUGUGUAAUGUGGAGACAAUCCAGUGGAAGGAUAUUGUGGACUCCGCCUAUUUCAACAAUAUCACAAUAGACAAUAACAGCCAUCCUAAGAGUUGUGAAAAGUGUGACUCUAGUUGUCCCAAUGGAAGCUGUUGGGGCCCUGGACCGCAAAAUUGCCAGAGUUUGACAAAGACCAUCUGUGCCCAGCAGUGCUCAGGACGGUGUCGUGGUAGUUCCCCCAGUGACUGUUGCCACAACCAGUGCGCAGCGGGUUGUACUGGACCCCGAGAGAGUGACUGCUUGGUCUGCCGAAAGUUUCGAGAUGAAGCCACGUGCAAAGACACCUGCCCCCCUCUCAUGCUGUACAAUCCCACCACUUACCAGAUGGACGUCAACCCUGAAGGCAAAUACAGCUUUGGAGCCACCUGUGUACGCAAAUGCCCACAUAACUAUGUGGUGACAGACCAUGGUUCUUGUGUUCGCUCCUGUAAUGCCGAGAACUAUGAAGUGGAAGAAGAUGGGGUCCGAAAAUGUAAAAAGUGUGAAGGUCCAUGUAGUAAAGUUUGCAACGGAAUAGGAAUUGGUGAAUUUAAAGAUGUCCUCUCCAUCAACGCAACCAACAUCAAACAAUUCCAGAACUGCACCACCAUCAGUGGCGAUCUGCAUAUCUUGCCUGUUGCAUUUAAAGGUGAUAGCUUCACGAAUACUCCACCUCUAGAUCCCAAAGAACUGAAUAUUCUCAGGACCGUGAAGGAAAUAUCAGGAUUCUUGCUGAUUCAGGCUUGGCCUGAAAACACGACUGACCUCCAUGCUUUCGAACAUCUGGAAAUUAUACGAGGCCGAACAAAGCAACACGGUCAGUUUUCUCUUGCCGUCGUUGGCGUGGACAUAACUUCCUUGGGCUUACGCUCCCUCAAGGAAAUCAGCGAUGGUGAUGUCAUCAUCUCAAAAAACAGACAACUCUGCUAUGCAAACACAAUAAACUGGAACAAACUGUUUGGAACAAAAAGUCAGAAAACCAAAAUCACCAACAACAGAGAUGAAAAAGAGUGCCGGGCUCUGGGCCACGUUUGCCAUGAGUUGUGCUCAUCGGAUGGUUGCUGGGGUCCCAAGCAAAGCCAAUGCCUGUCCUGUCGCUAUGUGAGCCGUCACAAGAAAUGUGUGGAGAAAUGCAACAUUCUAGAAGGAGAGCCAAGGGAGUACAUGGAGAAUCUAAAAUGUCUGCAGUGCCACCCUGAGUGUCUCCCUCAGGUGAUGAAUCAAACCUGCACAGGACCGGGUCCUGACAAAUGUAUACAGUGUGCUCACUACAUAGAUGGUCCACACUGUGUCAAGACCUGCCCAGCUGGAAUCAUGGGAGAAAAUGAUACCUUGGUCUGGAAAUAUGCUGAUGCAAAUAAGGUUUGCCAACGAUGCCAUCCCAACUGUACCUAUGGAUGUGAAGGUCCAGGUCUUGAAGGCUGUCCCACACCUGGGCCCAAGAUCCCUUCCAUUGCCACUGGAAUUGUAGGUGGCUUUCUUUUACUGUUAGUGUUGAUCCUUGGCAUUGGUCUCUUCAUCCGAAGGCGCCGUAUUGUCCGUAAACGCACAUUGCGCAGACUGCUGCAAGAAAGGGAGCUUGUUGAGCCUCUCACCCCCAGUGGAGAAGCUCCCAACCAGGCCCUUUUACGGAUCCUAAAAGAGACAGAAUUUAAAAAGAUCAAAGUUCUUGGCUCUGGAGCUUUUGGCACAGUGUAUAAGGGACUGUGGAUUCCAGAAGGAGAGAAGGUGAAGAUUCCUGUUGCCAUCAAAGAGUUAAGAGAGGCUACUUCUCCAAAAGCCAAUAAGGAAAUUCUUGAUGAAGCCUAUGUGAUGGCCAGUGUGGACAAUCCCCAUGUGUGCCGUCUCCUGGGAAUCUGUCUGACUUCCACAGUCCAACUCAUAACACAGCUCAUGCCAUUUGGUUGCCUUCUGGACUACAUACGGGAACACAAAGACAACAUUGGCUCCCAGUACCUUCUCAACUGGUGUGUGCAGAUUGCCAAGGGGAUGAGUUACCUAGAAGAGCGCCGCUUGGUACACCGUGACUUAGCAGCCAGAAAUGUCCUUGUGAAGACACCUCAACAUGUCAAGAUCACAGAUUUUGGGCUGGCAAAACUGCUUGGUGCUGAGGAGAAAGAAUACCACGCAGAAGGAGGCAAGGUGCCUAUUAAAUGGAUGGCUUUGGAAUCGAUUUUACACCGUAUUUAUACCCACCAAAGUGACGUCUGGAGCUAUGGUGUCACAGUUUGGGAGCUGAUGACAUUUGGGUCCAAACCUUAUGAUGGAAUCCCUGCAAGUGAGAUUUCAUCUAUAUUAGAGAAAGGAGAACGCCUUCCUCAGCCCCCCAUCUGCACCAUCGAUGUCUACAUGAUCAUGGUCAAAUGCUGGAUGAUAGAUGCUGAUAGUCGCCCCAAGUUUCGUGAGCUGAUCGUAGAAUUCUCUAAAAUGGCCCGUGAUCCCCAGCGCUACCUUGUUAUACAGGGAGAUGAAAGAAUGCACUUACCAAGCCCCACAGACUCCAAAUUUUAUCGCACCCUGAUGGAAGAGGAGGACAUGGAAGAUAUCGUAGAUGCAGACGAGUACCUUAUUCCACAGCAAGGAUUCUUCAACAGCCCCUCCACAUCUCGCACACCUCUCAUAAGCUCUCUGAGUGCUACCAGCAAUAAUUCUGCCACAGUAUGCAUUGAUAGAAAUGGGCAGACUUGCCCUGUGAAGGAAGAAAGCUUCAUCCAGCGAUACAGUUCUGAUCCCACUACUGUCUUACUUGAAGACAAUGUGGAUGAUAGCUUUCAGCCUGUACCAGAAUAUAUAAACCAGUCGGCUCCAAAAAACCGCACAGGCUCUGCCAUCCAGAACCCUGUGUAUCACAACCAGCCUUUAAACCCAGAUGCCUCUAAAGACUCUCUGUACCAAAACUCACACAACAGCAGUGCAGUGGACAACCCAGAGUAUCUCAACACAACCCAGCCCAACCUGAUCAAAAAACCCUUCGACAGCAAUUCCUGCUGGAACCCAACAGCCAACCACCCUAUCAGUCUGGACAACCCUGACUACCAGCAGGACUUCUUCCCCCAGGAAGCCAAGCCAAAUGGGGUCUUUAAAGUCCCUGCCUCGGAAAAUCCUGAGUACCUCAGGGUAGCAGCACAACAAAGCGAAUUCAUUCAAGCUUCAGCAUGACCCUUUGCCAAAAGCCUUCCCUCCCCUCCCUCAUGCAGCCAGGGGAUCCAGCUGCCCCAGGACUGAGGUAUGGACAGCAAAGGCAGCAGCUAUGCGGUGUAGCCACUCACUCACACCUUUCCUUUCAAGCCUAUGGGCCAGACAUUGCCACAAUUGGCUUUAAUUUCCUUUGGUACGUUCCGGGGCCUGUCUUCCAUUGGAAUUGUCCCCCUACCUGGGCAUAUAAUGGAGUCAAUCCCAGGCAGAUUUUCUGCAGGUGACAAACUGCAAGUGUAUUCUUUCAUCUUUAAUCUGUGAGGCUUCCCAAAUCAACAGCAAGAUGCCCAGGAAGCACAUUUUUCCGUUUGUACAGAAGUUAGUUUUUUUUUUCUAUGCCAUACAUUUGAAAAAAUAAUAAUAAUGUUUGUAAGUAGUUUUUUUUUUUUUCCUUACAAGAUCCUAUUGACACAUUCAUGAGAGAUUUGCUUAUUGACUAUAACAUGCACUACCCUGAAGGGAUCCAGACUGGACUGAGUCAAAGAAGCAUAAGAUGAAAGAAAGUGAGCUUUAAGCUCUUUGGACUUAGCCAACUUAACAAUUCAUCCCAUUGGCUUUGUCCUUCUUUACAAGCCAAAGGCCAAGAAAGAGCAUUUCUUGGUUGGUACAACAUCAGCUCAUGAUGAAAAAGAGAAACAGACCAGCCUGUGUCAUGCUGGCCACAAGACUUACAGAAACCAAUUGGAGGAAGUCUCUCCCUACACUUCUCUGUAAAUGUGCCCAUGGUACUUCAAACUGUGCUUUUUUUUUUUUAAGUGUUUUCUGAUUAUGAAUACUCGUCUGAUUCUUUCCUUUUUCAUUCCGUGUCUUUUUAACACUUGUUAAAAUGUUUUCCCUCAAUGCUUCUAUUAUGGAGUGGGGGAGGUAAGGAGGGAGUAAAGACCCUAAAAUAAAAACAGCCAAAGCUGCUGCUCCCUUUUUACUCACCCUCAUUUGGACAAAGGGCCUUUCUUUAAGAUGGGAUGAAAAUGCAGAAGUUUGCAAGCCCAAGCAAGAACUUUGAGUCUCAGGUGAAUCUACACCAAACCUAAAAGUGUUUAUCUAAACACUAAAAUGAAUAUAAACCUAAAAAUGAAGAUAUCCAAAAGGGGGGGGGGGAGGAAUUGAAAUUGCUCUCUAUUUCCAAACACUUUCUUAGUUAACCCAUGGAAAUUGGGCCUUAACAGUUUUUAGAUUUUUUUUUAAAAGAAAAUUUAAUGAAUAAGCUAUUUUAUUCAGUACCAAAAACAUUCCCUAGUAUAUUUUCCCCAAAAUCCUUUUCUUGCCCCCUUUUCAGGUUGCAAAAAAAUGGGCUAGAUCCUGUGGAAAAACUAUAGAGUGUCUUACAACUCGAUAUAUAUAUAUAUAUGUGUGUGUGGGUCUAUUUUUCAUAAAAGAAAUUGCAGAGGCAAUAAUUGAGAGGUUGCAAUAAAAAUCCUAAAUAUUAAAUGGUGAAUUUGAAGUUAAUGGCUGUGUCUCCACAAUAGUCCACAAAUUUUUUGGAAGGGGGGGUGGUGGUGGGGAGGUAGAGAUGAGGAUUUAAGGUUUGUGAAGAUACCCAAAAUGUUUUCAUUUAACAAGGUAGGAUUGUGCAGUGUUAAGACAGAUAAACAGGUUGGACUAGUUUUUCAAAUGUUUGCAGCUCCCAUCCCACCUUAUCAACUAGUGACAUUCAAUGAUUGGCAGAUAAAUCCCACCAGGACACCAAGUAUGUAAAGAGAGCCCAUCAAAAUAUAAUGCCAAACUAGUACCCAGAGAGCAGCUUCCCAGGCACUGAAUUGAUUCUAAGGAGCAUGUAAAUGAUGUACCCGUGAAAACAUGAGCUUGCCCUAGAAAAGGUUGCUGUUACUUUCAAGAUAGUGGGUGCUCCAAAGAGAGUUUUUCACAAAAAACAUUUGAGUCUGUCUCUGUGUUUCUUUUGUUGUCUAACUAGUAGGUAGCCAUAUGUCUGAGUCAGACCUCAGCACUGAAAGCAGAAAUACAAUUUUAUGUUAUCUGUUUCGGGCAAGAGUCUUUUUAGCUUGAUAGUUAUAUUUACUGGAUAGCUUUCAUCCAUCAUUUUUUACUAUUUUUUUAAUGGAAAAAUGAAGCAGUAUUUAUAGGAAAAGGUAAUCUUGAGGCAUCAUUGGUAGAUUUUUUUUCAUCAUUUCAUCAUUCUUGUCCAGAAAAGCAUUUGACCCUGUAGUCCUUUAUUAUCAGAAAAGCAACUGAGUACUUCAUCUAAUCCUAUCUCCAACUUGUGAAGAAAUCAGUAGCUCUUGGGGGAAAAAAAACAGCUUAAAUUCAGAUGAAAUGUAGCAAUGAAAAAUCAAGAUAGACUUUUUUUUAUUUUACAUAAGCAUAUACUGUAGCAACCUCAACUAAUAAAUUUAGGAAUUCCUCAGAACUUGGAAUUCUCCAGCAUCAAAUCUAGUUGAGAUGCUCAGGAGAAUUUUAAGUUGUGUGUCCCUAAAUGAUUUUGCAGAGAGCAUAUCUAAUUUGAUAGAAUUAAACAGAACCUAUACAGAACAAUACUCUACCAUUUGUUAUAGGAUCUGCCAUAAUUUAUGUCAGUCAUGGGGAAAUGGAAGGUGGGGCAUGAAGUUCUGUCUUAAUGGGGGGAGGGGUGCCUGUUGGCAUUUAAAAUAUAAAGUUGUGAUAGUUCUCACAGAAA